This is a messenger RNA of Pseudomassariella vexata, 174 nucleotides long. RefSeq lists its product as uncharacterized. NCBI's taxonomy places the organism in Eukaryota, Fungi, Ascomycota, Sordariomycetes, Amphisphaeriales, Pseudomassariaceae. Bases 1 to 174 code for a protein of 57 amino acids. The transcript has a single exon. The record is from RefSeq and is a predicted model, not a curated record.
AUGCGCUUCCUCAAUUUCGACCUCUCAGCUCUUCCAUCGUACAAAGAACACGUUUUGACCCCACUGAAGCGACCCACGAAAGAAGGCGAAGUAGAGCCGCUGCUCCUUAACCUCGGUACAUGCUUUGGCCAAGACAUCCGGAAGCUCAUCUUUGACGGCGCAAUGUCCCAUUGA